Iphiclides podalirius (scarce swallowtail) is the source of this 1077-nucleotide messenger RNA. NCBI's taxonomy places the organism in Eukaryota, Metazoa, Arthropoda, Insecta, Lepidoptera, Papilionidae. The record is from the annotation of a GenBank genome assembly.
AUGUCUUACAGAACAAGGGAGACGUUCUCGGACGUCCGUGAGGGAUAUACGGAACAACAGCAACAGCAGUACGUGAAAUAUUUGAAACAACUCAAGUGCGAGUUUGAAAAACGUUGGCGGACGAAACCAACGUUCAGCAUCCAGUUCCAGGAAUUGGAUCGCGUACGGACAUUGGGCACGGGCGCGUUCGGCCGAGUUGUGCUGUUAAAGCAUAUGAAGACGGGGAAGUUUCACGCGAUGAAAGUGUUGGAAAAGGAGAAAAUUGUGAAACUGAAACAGAUAGACCACACGCUGUACGAGAAGAGAAUACUCGAGGCGAUAAGGUUCCCCUUUACCGUGUCAAUGGAGUUCAGUUUUAAGGAUAACAGUUACAUAUAUUUCGUCAUGCCGUUCGUGUCGGGCGGUGAGAUGUUCACGCACCUGCGAAGAAUGAUCAAGUUCGAGGAGUCGCUGGCGAAGUUUUACGCGAGCCAAGUUAUACUAGCGUUGGAGUAUCUGCACUUCUGUAACGUGGUUUAUCGCGACUUGAAGCCCGAGAACAUUUUGAUCGACAGGAACGGCUAUUUGAAGAUCACGGACUUUGGUUUCAGCAAGAUCCUGCAGGGCCGCACUUGGACUCUGUGCGGCACACCGGAAUACCUCGCGCCGGAACUGAUAUUGAGCAAGGGCUACGGGUUCUCCGUGGACUGGUGGUCUUUCGGGGUGCUGCUGUAUGAGAUGAACGCUGGCUACCCUCCGUUCUGCGCCAACGAGCCAAUGAAGACGUACGAGAGGAUUGUCGCCGGCAAAUACAGGUGCCCGUCGAGUUUCAGCGCAGACUUACGAGAUCUGGUGCGGAACACGCUCCAAGUGGACAUCACCAAGCGUUUCGGCGUCAUGAAGAACGGCGUGAUGGAUUACAAAAACCACAGGUGGUUCCACGGGAUCGAAUGGGAGGCUAUCCUUAAUUGUCGCUUCCCGGCCCCCUUCAUUCCCAAGUAUAAGUCGCCUGGUGACGCGGGCAAUUUUGAUCGCUACGCCGAGGAACCGAUACAGCCGGCAUCGUACUGUCGUUACGAGUCCGAAUUUCUGGAAUUU